This is a messenger RNA of Kwoniella mangroviensis CBS 8507, 1161 nucleotides long. RefSeq lists its product as uncharacterized. Gene Ontology annotation, biological process: positive regulation of transcription by RNA polymerase II. The transcript is spliced from 5 exons. The record is from RefSeq and is a predicted model, not a curated record. Gene Ontology annotation, molecular function: DNA-binding transcription factor activity; transcription cis-regulatory region binding. Bases 1 to 1161 code for a protein of 386 amino acids. NCBI's taxonomy places the organism in Eukaryota, Fungi, Basidiomycota, Tremellomycetes, Tremellales, Cryptococcaceae. Gene Ontology annotation, cellular component: nucleus.
AUGUUCUUGCGAUCAGAAAAGAAUUAUCUCAAACAAACCCCAAUGGGUAGAUGGGGUAUACCACCUCUACCAUCAUCGAAUGAUCCACCAAACUCGAGCCAGAUCAAAUCCCUUAGAGAUACCAGUAUCCAAUCGUCCAAAGCUGCUAUUGAGAUGGGUAAAAUAGCUCUGAAUCUCAAAUUUUCCGAUAUAGACAUAUCUACAAACUCUCCAGAUGAAGCCGACAACAAUGCGAUAGCGGCCCCUGGUGCGAAUGCUGAGAUACAGAAGAUAACCGAUACGAUCUUGACUAGUAUAGUCUGUAUAUGCAUAUCACAAGUGAUGUUAGUUUCGACACAAUGGAAAGAAGCGUAUAACUUAGGAUUGAAACUUGUCAAAUUACGUGGAGGACCUAUCAAACUUUUAGAAGAAGCUAAGAAGAUAUCGUUAGAUCAUUUGAAUAGGACCAGAACUUUAUUGGAGAAUCUGGCAAUAAUAGAUGUAUGGCAUUGUCUUGCUUCGGGAGCGGCACCUACUUUGCUUGAAAAGGAAUUCCAACCUUGGUGGUUCGACUUUGCCGAGCAGAACGCUGAUUCGACACAUCCAGACUCCUUCCAAUUCGUGUGCGGUAUGGACAGGGGGAUGUUAGAAGUUGUUAAUCGAAUCAACAUCUUGGUUCACGAGAAGGAAGUCUUAUCCAAAUUACCUAAUCCGACCUACAUCACUAUUCACGGUCAGAAAGUACAAGAUAUGUUAUUAGAAUUGGAUAUAUGGGAAGUGACCAUAGGUACUGCAGAUAGAUUAUCUCGCGUUCAGCUUGGUAAUCUAAUUAUUGCAUAUACUAUGAGGGUCGUCAUCUGCGUUGAUCUGCUAGGAUAUCCCCAUUCUCACCCUACCGUUCAAACUUAUACCAGCUCUGCUUUGAAUCACUUGGAAAGUUCGAGGUCAUCACCAUGUACAGUCAACAUGCUCGUGCCGACUUUGAUAGUCGGGUCGAUGAUGUUCACUCGUGAAGGUAGAUAUCAGGCUAAGAAAGUCAUAGAAGCUCUAAGAUCGGAUGCAAGCUUCUCGUACGAUGUAGAAGAAGCUCUGAGGAUACUUGAUCAGUUGUAUAAGUUGAAAGACCAAGGUGUACAGGAUCCAUCUUGGAGAAGCCUCUUACAGGAUAUCCUGUUGUUAUGA